GAAAACAGGUGGGGCAGGUUUCUAUUGUUACACACAGGUGAUGUGAAGAGGGCAGGACUCAGGUGAGGAAGAACAGGAAAAACUGAUGGAAGGAACUCGGUGGGAGGAACCGUGAACGAAUGUUUAUGCGUGUAAGAGAGCAAUAAGUAAGUGCCUGGGACUGCAGACUGCUAUAAAAAGACAUAUCUUUUAACUAAUACUAUCAAGAAGAUUUUUUUCAUUUUUAUUUAUUCAUAUUUUUUGGUGGAAGGGGGGAUUACUGGAGCCCGUUUUACAGGGACUUAAAGGAUGGGAUGGAUUUUCAUGUCAUUUGUUGCCGUGGGCAGUAAAGUGGGUCAACACCUGAGAAGGAGCUAAAAGGAGAAGCUGAACUGAGACCGUUUUGUCCCGCUGAAAGAGCACAAGAGAGGAAGGACAUGCUAAACUUUCUGGGGAUACUAAAGAGGAAGAAUGCAUAACUGGACAGGAAAAUAUACAUAGAAGCAGUUGAUUUCUGAUGCAUCUACUAUAUUAACCACAAACUAAUUCGGUGAUAAAUAUUCUCCUUAGCUGUUGCUGCUUGGAAUAUUUUAUUUUAUUUUUUUUUUAGUAUCAUUUUGGGCUUGUUUUUAUGCCUCGAUUCAACCCUAAAGAUAACUAAUCACCUUUCAGCUACAAAAGGUCAAACAUUCCAAGAGAUCUACAGUUCAGCUAAAGGAGGGAUCAUUUCCUCUACUCACACUGAAAACGACACACACACACACACACACUCCACUGUACUUCCACCAUGCAGGCACCACCACCUGAACACGAUGACACUUUUGAUUUCCUGUUCAAGAUCAUCCUCAUUGGGGACACCAAUGUGGGGAAGACCUGCGUGCUCCAGAACUUUAAGUCAGGGGUUUUCUCUGACAAACAGCAGAACACCAUCGGAGUGGAUUUCACAGUGAGGACGGUGGAUAUUGAAGGAAAGAAAGUAAAGAUGCAGGUGUGGGACACAGCAGGUCAGGAGAGGUUUCGGACCAUCACUCAGAGUUACUAUCGCAGCGCUCACGGCGCCAUGAUUGCCUAUGACAUCACACGAGGCUGCACCUUUGAUUCGGUGGACCAUUGGAUCAAGGAGGUAGAGCUGUACGGAGCUGCCAAUGUCCUCUUGGUGCUAAUAGGUAACAAAUGUGACCUGGAGGAGGAACGGGAGGUUCCGUUUGAGAAAGCUUGCAAUCUGGCAAAAGAAAGAGGCAUACUCGCUGCUUUGGAAACAUCUGCUAAGGAAAGUCAGAAUGUGGAGGAAGCCUUCUUGAUGAUGGCCAAGGAGCUGCUGUCUCGUAACGGCCUCAACGUCCAGCAGGAUGAGAACAACGGCAUGCCUCGGAUCCUCCUCAGAGAGAACUCUCGACCAAUCGAUGUCAGCAUAGGGGCCUACGUUCCUCCAGAGAAAGAGAAGAAGUCGUGUUGCUGACGCAGAGAAACUGUGACUGAAGAUGCUUGAAGGGUUUUAUUUAUCAGAAAUGUAGAUGAGUGAAAGAAAGCAGAGGAAUUCCUGGUUGAAGAUCUGUGAGGUCGAGGCAUGAUGUACUUAGCAUCUGCCAGAAGGCAGAUGUCAAAGAUAUGGUGAAGAAAUGUUCGUUGUAUCUGAUCGGAGAGGAUUGCUGAUGAAGCGUCUUUACUGGAAAGAUCUGCGAUCAGUGUUCAGGAAGCGCUACAGCCAAACGACCUAAUUUCAUAUCAACUGGUCCAUGUUGCUAAUAUUUUUCUAAAUUAAAAACAGUUUAAAGCAAAUACAUUUACACCAUUGGAAGUCUAACAGUGUGCUAAGUGCUUGGGGUUGUUUUAUGGUGCGAUUUUGUUAAAAUGAAGCUGAAAUGUUUUUGGAAGAAUAUAUAUAUAUAUUUUGGUCUCUCGCUACACUGUGGAUUAAAGUUUCCAAAACAGCUUGCCAUACGCAAAACUACUGUGAAAUAAGUCUGAAUUGAUUUCACGACACAGCUGCAAAAAGCUGUGAAAAUAAAAAUGCCAUAUUUGAUCAUGAGCAGCUUUCAGCGAACUUUUUCAGCCUGUCAGGAAAUUCUGACCUCUGAGGAAAAAAUAUCUGACGUUUCUAACCCAUUGAACACUGAAGGGACACUGUCUGAACACUAGAUGGUGCUGUGCUGCACCGCAUGAUCUGUGGCAACCCGUUAGGGUUGGCUUUGUCUUGUAUAUAAAAAAGGGAAACGUGAUUUGAAAGAGGAAACAAAAACAUGUCCUAACACAAACAGUUUGCCUCAAAGCCAUUUUCUGGAAAAGACAUAGUGUAUGAUUACAAUAAGAUAAAAAAAAGACUAGAAAAAAAAAACUAGAAAAAGAGGUUAUUACUUUUCUGAGACAGUCUCUGGUAAAUUUAGCCUCACUAAGAUAUUCAUACAUCUAUAAAUAUUUGCUAGAUUUGGUCAUGUUUUAUUAAUAAAAUUCAAUCUUUCUCUUGGGAGUGGGGUUGUAUCAUAGACCAACUUGAUUUGUAAAUAAAAAAACUGAUUUUAUUUAUUUUUUUAUUUCCCUUUGCACAACUUUGUGUUGGCCUAUCAUAAAACAUGUAAAACCAUUGGGGGAAAUUUUAUACUUUUGGCGACUGUUGCUAAUAUUCACCAGUAUGUGUUGGGGGGAAAAAAAUCUUCUCCCUUUCCAGCAAGCAAUUAAUGAACCGUAUCAGGCUUGGCUCCGAAAUCAUUUUUGUGCUUUUGAUUAAUACACCAGUUAAAAGUGAAAAAUGGAUUUUAAAUGUAUGCUUGAGGCAGAACUGCAGUAAGUACCGGGAUUCAGAGUCCAAACAACACAAAAACCUUGUUUGUAAUAGACCUAAUGUUUCCGUAAUAAUUCUCGUGCAGUAUCACAUCACUAUAAUAAAUGUUAUACUGGUCACUCUGA
Molecule: messenger RNA, 2883 nt
Organism: Poecilia reticulata (guppy)
Lineage: Eukaryota; Metazoa; Chordata; Actinopteri; Cyprinodontiformes; Poeciliidae
Product: ras-related protein Rab-19-like
Molecular function (GO): GTPase activity; GTP binding
Source: RefSeq, a predicted model, not a curated record